AUGCAUCAACAAGCCCGACCCGCCCCGCGGGUCUCAUCCCCCGCUUCCUCCCCCCAAACAAACCCCUCCCGAACGAACAAUCCGAGAGAAGGAAUACUGGGUGCUCGUGCCAGAGCCUCGUCUGGAGCCUCCGCCCGUGAUACUGCUGUCGCGGGCUCGCCAACACUCGAGAGUCCCUCGGGCGCUGGUCCUCCCGCUGAUGCCGUUAAGAAAUUGGACCAAAUUAUCCAGAACUUCCACACCAAAGCUGCGUCGGUGGUCCUUCAAUCGCGUAUCAAUCUCAAACCUACAUACACAACUCGUGGAUCCGGAAGCAAAAAGCUGAACAAAUGGUUCCAAAUCGAGACCGAAGAAUUCGACGAUUUCAAGGACGAGCUCCGCCUCUGGAGGAAUUGCGGCAGCUUCGAGAACAAGCCGCCGCCCCUGAUCAUUGAGACAUACCUCGACACUUCACGCCUAACUCCCAGCCAGAGCUUGGUCAUUGUCGAUGAAAAUGGAAAGAGAUGGGAUGCAAUGGAGGCCUUGAACUCGUCCGAUUCGAGCGACGACGGUCGUCCCAUGCCUACAAAGAGGAAUACAGAGGUGAUUCUGGAAAGAUGGCGCAUCGAACUAAAGACGAUUCCCACGAAUGAUCUCGAUGACUUCGGCCCAACACUGCCCACCAUUUACAAGAAGAGCAUCGUAUUUUUCCGAUCCCUAUAUGCCGCGGCAAGAAUCCUCCCCGUCUGGAAGUUCUCCCAGCAUUCUCUGAACAAAGGCAUCCACCCUUCACUAGAGCCACAAUGUCGCAUUCGGACCGCAGAGCCGGAGACGGACGGGUUGGACCGGCUAAGACAUCCGUUGUACGAUGGCCGGCCUGACGUGGUGACCGACUACGUGUUUGGCGACUUGGAGGUACCCGUCGGUAGGUUUUAUGCCACCGUAACGUACAGGAACGAGUGCAACUUUCGAGUAGACGACGCUGAAUCGCUCUUGAGCUCGCGUUUUAUGGGCGUCGAUGAGAACUUUUUCAAGCCAUCCCUGCCACAAAGAACAGAAACCAGGAGGAUCGAUCCAGAGGUCGGCUCGCUCCCGUCCCACAGGCAUAGCCGACAUCUGUCGGAAAUCCAUCAAACGUAUGGCAGCCUUUCAACGUUUCACGGCGACGGUCCUUUGGGCACUAGCCCCAUAUCAGCCUUGAAAGCCGUACGUCCUCCUGGCUCAGAUACGAGCUCACCACCGGAUGCUACCCCUACUCAUACGGAACCAAACCCGCCCAACUCAUUGCCCGUUCCUGGUCUGGCUGCAAGACCGUCAGUCAAGGGGUUCAGUAGCACGGGUCGGCGGCCUUCUGUCUCGUUCCAACCGUUCAAGGCCGGUUCCCUGUCUGGGUCUCCCGUUCCUCGGACUUUGGACUCAGACUCGCCAGCUUCCCCGGCGUCUAGAGCUGCGGCACUAAACGCACUCACUCAACCGCGAAACCGCCGGUCGCUGACUGUCGGUAUGCCUGCUUCCUUACGAGGCGGUCCCCCACCCGGCGGCGACGCACCGGUUGUGGGCUCGCCUAGGCCUUCGUCGACGAGCCGCUACAGUAGCAGCUUCACUCACCGCAAGGGAAAGCUGUCUUAUGGCGGGCCCAGCAGGACAGGUGAUGACGAGCAAGGAAGCAGUGGACGUCAAAGCCUGUCGUCUUCCGUGGCACAGCCUGGAUCUGGCCUUCUUGCCGAGGCAGGAGGAGGCGGAAGCUCCGGGUCUCUGCAAACAGACGAUGACCAGAUUUCCGAGUUUCUGAAGGCGCUGGAUAGCAAGAAGACGCUGAAAAGCUUCGAGCCCAGUAAGAAGGGCGAGUUGGCAACGAACAGAACCGUUGCCCAGCUGUCCAGGUUCCACAUGAUGAAGGAGUCUAACAAUGCUCUCACGGAUUCCAUGACCUCGUCAAUACAGAUGCAUAGGUCAUCAAGCUCGUCUAGCAGACAGCUGUCGAACGUUCCUAGCAUGGCCGCCCCAGCCUCGGUCUCAGUGUCGUCCUCGCCUGGAAAGCCGCUCUCCCCUCAUACUCCUCAUACACCCGCAGUGCCUUCACGCCUGAGCGAGAACUCCAUCAUCAACUACAACACAAGCCAGCCACGAAGUGAGCGUGGCAACACCAGCGCAGAGAACACUCAAAUCAACAGAGAAGACACCAUCACUCAAGAUGGCACAACAGCCAUCGACAUUCCGAUCUCCCCGAGGAUUGGCACACACCCGAGGCGGUCAAGUUCUGUUGCGCAGCAGAACCGAGCACUGGCAGACGAUGACGAUGGGGAUCUCGCAUUCGCGGCGAACCGUAGCAUCAGUCUAGGUGCCGAAGACCGCGAACCUCCAACGCUUAGUAUGCUGCUGGGUAGACAAACGGAAGCCGAGUCAGCGUCCAGACGAGAGGGAACGUCACUUCGGCCGGCUGUUGACAUUCAGUCUUCUGGCUCUACAGACAUGAUUCAACAGGGAUCGUCCGAAGGGUCUAAGCCCCCCGGAGGACUGAUGGCUGUUGCACCAUCGAGCUCACCCUUUGGCAGGCGCCGGUAUGCUGGUAUGGCGGCGACAGGUGGACGUGGUCAGACGCCUCCUCAAUCUUCGAGGGGAAGCUUCACAGGGUCCAUAGGCAGGUAUGGACGCGGAGAGAAUGAUCUUGCGGACGAUGAGCCUCUCCUUUUCGACAUGUCCGAGAUGGACGCGCAGUCGCGUCGAAGCUUGGAGGAGGGCAGGGGAGGCGGCCACGUUGGAUCUGGUUCGGGAAGCCGCGGUGAUUUCGAGCCACGCGGCAUCAGCCGACGCGGAUGGUAG
Molecule: messenger RNA, 2802 nt
Organism: Colletotrichum karsti
Lineage: Eukaryota; Fungi; Ascomycota; Sordariomycetes; Glomerellales; Glomerellaceae
Exons: 3
Coding region: 1-2802 (933 amino acids)
Biological process (GO): autophagosome assembly; piecemeal microautophagy of the nucleus; mitophagy
Cellular component (GO): extrinsic component of membrane; cytosol; Atg1/ULK1 kinase complex
Source: RefSeq, a predicted model, not a curated record